AUGCCGGACGGCAGGGAGCGACCAAUUAGUUUUAUCUCAAGAACAUUAGUGCCGGCGGAAAACAACUAUUCCGUCACUGAUAAAGAGGCUUUAGCAAUUUAUUGGUCGGUCAGGAAAUUAUUUCAAUAUUUACAAAAUCAAAAGUUUACUAUUAGAACUGAUCAUAAGCCAUUAAUUGGGAUUUUAGGAGAAAAUAAAAAUAUACCGACCAUGGCUUCAGCUAGGUUUCAGAGAUGGGCAGUUUUCUUGGCCGGAUUUCAGUAUACACUCGAGUAUAUCCAGGGAAACGAUAAUUGUACUUCGGAUUUACUAUCGAGAUUACCUAUAAAAGGGAAAUAUGUCGUUUCGGUUGAUAGUGAACCGCAGAGCACAUAUAUGGCAUUUAUUGAAUCCGAGUAUUUUCCGAUAAACCAUAAUACGAUUAAAUUACAAUCUAAUAGGGAUAAAGUCAUUAGCAAAGUAUACUAUUAUGUGACUCAUGGGUGGCCGAAAUCGAUUAGUGAUGAUAUCAAGCCGUAUAAGGACAGGCACACCGAUUUAUCUGUUGAGCAAGGCUGUUUAAUGUUAGGAUACAGAGUGGUAAUACCGAGUAAAUCACGUAAACAAAUUUUAGACGAGUUACACAGUACGCAUUUAGGUAUAGUAAAAAUGAAAGCAGUUGCGAGAUCGUAUGUUUGGUGGCCUAAGAUUGACGCACACAUAGAAAAUUUAGUUAAAUCCUGUAAGUAUUGUAUGCAGUUAAGACAAAAUCCAAAGAAGUCAGAGCUAAUUCCAUGGAGCAGACCGAGCGGUGUAUGGCAGAGAAUACACAUAGAUUUUUUCGGUCCGUACCAUAAUAGUUAUUUUUUGGUAGUUUUAAAUGCGUAUUCGAAGUGGUUGGAGGUAAAAGAGAUGAGAAAAAUAACGACGGACAACACUAUUGUGGAACUGCGGGAGAUAUUUGGUAGAUGGGGGUUACCUGUAACAUUAGUGUCGGAUAACGGCGCUCAAUUAACGUCACAUAUAUUUACAACGUUUUUAAAAAGUAAUGGCAUAGUUCACUUACGCACAGCUCCGGGACACCCAGCUACAAACGGUGCGGCAGAAAAUGCGGUUAAAACAACAAAGCAUGCCUUAUCAGCUGCUUUAGCGGAUAAUAAAAAUAAAAAUGUACCCAAAUCAGUCAUAUUAAACAAAUUUCUAUUAGGUUAUAGAAAUGCGCCACAUUCUACUACAGGUGAGUCUCCGUCAGUUUUGAUGUUGGGUAGGAAAUUACGUUGUAGAUUAGAUUUGUUGUAUAAAUCGGAUGAGGAAGUGGUGCGUGAAAAGCAAGAUAAGUCAAUUAAAAAUUACAAUGGCAGUCAGAAUAAAAUAUUUAAGGAAAGUGACGAGGUGAUGAUUAAAUUUUACAAACAAGGGGGUAAGGAAUCUUGGAUAAAAGCUAUAGUGAAGAAAGUACUAGGUACUAAGAGAUAUGAAUGCGAAUCGAACGAUGGUAAAACAUUUAUUAGACACGUUGAUCAAAUUAUUGAUGCUACAAUAGUUGAAACGGACUCACAAAAAUAUGAUAGCGAAAAUGAGGUAGUUAAUUCCACGGUUAGGAACGAUAAUAAAAUUAAAAAAAGAAUGAUAAACGUACCAAGCAAAUUAAAAGAUUUCAUUUUAAAUUAA
Molecule: messenger RNA, 1650 nt
Organism: Macrosiphum euphorbiae (potato aphid)
Lineage: Eukaryota; Metazoa; Arthropoda; Insecta; Hemiptera; Aphididae
Source: the annotation of a GenBank genome assembly